Thamnophis sirtalis is the source of this 1234-nucleotide messenger RNA. The record is from RefSeq and is a predicted model, not a curated record. NCBI's taxonomy places the organism in Eukaryota, Metazoa, Chordata, Lepidosauria, Squamata, Natricidae.
UUCAAACACAAACUAUGGCUAAUUGUUCAGUUAACAACAGAAAUGACAUUUAUCUCUUUGUGGACCAAGGAACAUCUAUUGGUUGCCCAGGGAAAAACUGUUACUCUAAUUUUCCACAAUCAUCAGUAAAAUGGUACAAGAAUGGAAUACAAGUAGAACUUAAAGAGAAAAGACCUGGCCUACAAUUCUAUCAUGAUAAACUAGUGCUGCGUUCUGUGUAUGAUAAAGAUAACGGUACUUAUGCAUGUGAUUACACGUUGAUUGACCACGGUCAACCAAUUGAUCUUGAAUGCAAAGCACAAUUUGGUUUUGAAAUGAAUGUUUCAUCCUCACUAGAGUGGUACCAAGAAACCAAUAAAAGCAAGCAACUGAUACGGCAAGAGAGAGUUCAUCCACAGGGACUGGAUGGAGAAACCUUUACUCUUACCUUCAGACUGAUGAAAGUAACUGAAGAAGAUCUAAACAGCCAAUUCAUCUGCUUGGCCCAAAAUUCUAUUGGGAAUGCUACUGGAGUGAUCAAACUUAAGAGGCAAACAGGAAAAACAAUUCUUUUCUUGCUUACUUUGUGUGGCACUAUUAUAAUACUAUUUGGAGUGGUUUCAGGAGGCCUACUGGUUUAUAGGCACUGGAUUGAACUUGUAUUAUUCUAUCGGAAUUACCUAGCCAAGGAUGAAACUCUGAGUGUUUUGCCAGCCUACACUGAUGACAUUGUUGGUGCCAUGAAAAAGAGCAGACGGGUCAUCGUCAUUUUGAGUCCAAACUUUGCUAAGAAUAGCCAGGCUCUCUUUGAACUUGAAGCAGCAAUCAACACUGCCUUGGAAGAUAAGACAAUGAAACCCAUCCUAAUACAGGUUGAUACUUUUCAGGAGCCACCUUCAUUAUCUCCUAAGGUGAAGAAAGCCCUCAGGAUUUUGCCUAGAGUGACUUGGAGAACAUCUACCUCUCCUUCAGCUAAUAAGCAGUUCUGGAAAAAAUUACGGUAUCACUUGCCUGUGAAACACAGCAACAGUGCCAUUGACAAGUGGCCUUCAUUUCCCAUCAGCAACCGUUGGUGUUGGUAAAGGAAAAUGAGAAACAAAGGAUGAGCAAGUAGGGUAUAAUGCGGUAGAUGUCAUCGCUCAGUAGUUCAAAACUCUCCACCAGUAUAAAUGGUUAUUGGAUGGUAGAGUUGGGAAUUUGAGAAAGAUUCAUUUGCAUUUUAUUUAUAAUAUGACUGCUUUCAAUUGAAACUCUG